This is a messenger RNA of Oldenlandia corymbosa var. corymbosa, 2030 nucleotides long. NCBI's taxonomy places the organism in Eukaryota, Viridiplantae, Streptophyta, Magnoliopsida, Gentianales, Rubiaceae. The record is from the annotation of a GenBank genome assembly.
GUUUGAUUUUAUGCUUAUAAGGCUCUGCCAAAACUGCCAAGCUCGCCUUCCUAUAUACAAAGAAUCUCCUCUUUCUCUCUUUCUAUUGUCUAUUUUCAUUUCUCUGUACCUUCUCAGUUCUGAGUGCAUAGAAUUCUUCAACUCUAUAAACCCAGCCUGUGUCACCUAUUCCCUGUUGCCCACAUCUCUAGUUCUCUACUCCUAUCAAUACUCUCUGCCUUUUGCUCUGUUCUGCAAAAGUAAUACUUCAGAGAUAUUGAAAUUGAUGAUGAGUUUCAGCCUUUUCUACUCCCACACUUUCCACAUUAUAUUGGUCCUCACCACCACUUUCUUUCGCCACAAGCAUUAAUCCCAUUCUAUACUCCAUCUCUGACUCUCUCCCUCUUGUUUCUCUUGCAAAUUUUUUCAUCCUUUUAGUGUUCAAGUGCAUUUUUUUUUCUCCCUUCAAAUUUCUUGCCCGUUGGAAAGUUGUAAUUAGCUUGGAACUCUUCACAAAAGUUUGAUAUUCAUCCAAGCUAUGGAGGGUGGAAACAUCAGUAACGUUUUGUUUCAGAAUGAUAGGCUACCCUGUUCUUCUCAUGAAGUUCUUGAUUCUCUAUGGAUGACUGAUUCUCCAAUCCCACCUCCUCCUCCUGCUGCUUUUCAUGGGUCAACAUCUGUAGUUAAUUUCAGCGAUGGACGAAGAAAAAAUGCAAGGGAGAAGGCGUUGUAUACGCAGCUUGAACAAGAAGGGGACGAGAAUGAGGCUUAUUACGACAAUUACUUGCACCAACCGGAAAAGAAAAGGCGGCUGACGGCGGAGCAAGUUCAUUUUCUGGAGCAAAGUUUUGAGGUGGAAAACAAGCUUGAACCCGAGAGGAAAAUCCAACUUGCUAAAGAACUUGCCUUACAGCCUAGACAAGUUGCCAUUUGGUUCCAAAACCGCCGAGCCCGGUACAAGACCAAGCAGCUCGAGAAAGACUACGGAGGUUUGAAAUCAAGCUACGAUAAACUCAAGGCAGAUUACGAUACCCUUUUCAAAGAGAAUGAAAGUUUGAAAAAUGAGGUUCAUUUACUCACGGAAAAAUUGCUGCUCAGAGAGAAAGGGAAGACUAAUGCAGCAGAAGGGCAGAAAGAUAUUUCUGUUUGUGGUUCUCCAGAAGAAGUAGCUGAAAUGCCAGUUGCUGCUUUUAGUAGUAUUAAGCAAGAAGAUGCAAGCUCAUCAGUCAAAAGUGAUGUGUUUGACUCAGAGAGCCCACAUUGUGCUGAUGCAAACAAUUCUUCCAUACUGGUCCCCGACGAUUCUUCACAUGUGUUCGAACCAGAAUUUUCCGACCUUUCUCAAGAUGAUGGUGAUGAUGAUAGCCUAAGCAAAAGCUUUCUGCAACCACCAUUUUUUCCAAAACUCGAGGAUGAAUGCUACAAUGGUCUGAGCUGCAACGCAGGCAAUUUGGGGUUCCCAAACAUUGAAGACCAGUCCAAUUGGUUCUGGGCUUACUGAGCAAAAUCCUGUUUCACCAUUCACAGGGUUUCAACAUUUUGAUGUAUAUAAGAGGAUUUUUAGGAGUAAAAUGUGAAAGCCCCAGGUAUUCUUUUUGAGUAUCUUUUGGUGGCUUCUGUUUAGCUUGGUGAUGAAAAAAUGGUGGCAUUUUGCUCAUCUCUCAGUUGAGCUUAAUAAAGUAAAAUUUAGAUGGACUUUGAAGAUUACUGAAUCAAUCAGCUUAUUUAUGUGCUCCGAACUUUCCAUCUUUUAGAUUAGAUACAUUUUGUUUGGCGCAUUACCAAAAACAUUUUAAAGUGAGUAAUCAUAAGUCACUUUCUAGGAUAGAUUCAUAGCCAGAUCAUACCAAAAGCAUUUUUGCCCAACAACACACCACAUCCAAAUUCAACCAUUUGUGUGUGUGUGUGUGUGUGGUCCGGCAAACGAAUAAGAAAGAAGAAAAAGUUAGUAGCUAGGGAUGAUCACCAAAUUCUGUGUGCUUAUGAAAGUCUCUCUGUGAAUGUGAGCAAUUAUUAAUUAUUUUAAAAUUUCGACCUACUAAUUCGUGGAG